Closterium sp. NIES-67 is the source of this 2579-nucleotide messenger RNA. The record is from the annotation of a GenBank genome assembly. Lineage: Eukaryota; Viridiplantae; Streptophyta; Zygnematophyceae; Desmidiales; Closteriaceae.
CCUCGUGGCACCAAUCCCCGCAGUAAGAGUGGAGUACUCAUCUCUCAACGAAGGCUGGUUUACUCACUGGUGGUUCAGCAGCUGAGAGUUUGUAUUUGUUGGUUUGUACCGUAGCCUACCAAGACUACCUUAGCGACGAGAACUAGGCCGCGCUUCUGAGCGAGUUUCGGGUUAUCUCGCCACGAUGGGGGCGACAACCUCCAGUUUCGCCUUGUAUUCCACGGAUGAGAAAGAGGUCGAUAGUUCCCUUGGAAAUCCCCCUAGCCCGCCCGAUGUUCCCGAGGCGGUUUCCAUCGACAGUCGAAGAUGCACCAGCGCCAGCACCAGCGACAGCAGCAGCAGUAGCAGCGGCAGCGGCGGCGGCGGCGGCGGCGGCGGCGGCGGCGGCAGCGGUGACAGAUUUAAUAGCAGAACUGACUGCAGCAGCAGCAGCAGCGGGGGCAGCAGGUGCAGCACAGCGUCUAGCUACUGCAAGGAGAGGCCUGAAGCUCACGAUAGCGAGGGGCCCAGCCGAAAACGAACCACCAUCGAAAGCCUACCGGACGAGGUACUAAUCAAGGUGCUCGCCGCCGUCAACUCCACCGCUUCUUCCCCGCUCGACGUCGUCCUCCCAUCCAUGAUCAACCGACGGUGGCGGCGGGCCAGCAGGGACCGCGAGGCGUUAAGGCGGGCGUGCCGAGGGGGCGUGGCGGUGCGCGCGCGGCAGUGGUGCGAGGGCGCGUACAUGUUCCUGCGACGCCUGUGCGAGAACGGCUGCCUCGAAGCCGCCUUUAUGCUCGCCAUGAUCCUAUUCUAUUGCAUACCCGGCGCGCAAUUCGAGGGCGGGCGCCUCCUAAUGUACUCCGCGAGGGAGGGCCACGCGGCGUCCCUCUACACGGCCGGCAUACUCAGCUUCAACGGCAGUGGGCUCGGCGCGCAGCACAAGGACGCGCGGAUGGGGGUCGCGCUGUGCGCGCGGGCGGCGGCGCUGGGGCACACUGAGGCGAUGCGGGAACUGGGGCACUGUUUAAUCGACGGGUACGGCGUGCAGCGCGAUGCGCAGGAGGGCUGGCGGAUGCUACUAGAGGCGCAAGCGGCGGAGCUCGCGCCGCAGGCGUACCUCCUCUCGCUGCUCUCCGCAAUGCCCGCCGCCUCUCCCGCUUCCGACUUCGGUUCGACAUCGGCGUCUGAUAGUUCGUUCGCCUCCGCUGCCGCGUACCGCGCGUGCAACUCGAGCCCGUACGGCAACACCAUGCCGCUGACGCCCGCGGAGCAGGAAACCGCCGUUCACCUGCUGCUCGCGCGCGACUGGCGCGCCGCCCCCACCAGCCCCAUCCGCGGCGACUCUUCCGCGUGCUCCUCCUCGUCCUGCUCCGCGUCAGGCGCCGUGGCGUGCGGCGAUGACGACAUGGCGGGCGACGAGGCGGCAGAGUCGAGCGACGGCGCGUUUCUGUCCGCCGCGGGGCUGUCGCCGCGCUCACCGUCGAGCGUGCUCGUCGCCAUGCACUCCCCGCGAUCCCCCAUGGCCAAGCCCCACUGGCCAACACACCAGCAGCACCCCCUCGCUGCUGAUUCCGCCGCCGCCGCUACCACCACCACCACCACCACCAUCACCAGCGCUACCACCGCUACCACUGCCACCACCAGCAUCAACACGAGCAGCAAGCAGGCGGUUGUACAGAAGCUCCUAGCGGGGCUGGCAUCUGGGUCGUUCCGCCUCACCGCCGCGCACGUGGCUGCGCUCGAGCCCGCGCUUGCCGCGCUCCAGACGUCCCUGCGCCCCGCGCCCAUCCACCCCGCGCACGCGUUCGUGCGCGAGUGGCGCGCGCUCAAGGGGGCCGCCCCCCAUACCGCGGAAGAGAAGCCCCACGCUGUUGCCCCAGCAACAGGCGCAACAGCAGCAGCGACAGCAGCAGAAGAGGAGCCGGAAUCAGCGGAGGGAGGGGAUGCGAGCGCGGGGGUGUGCAGCCGCGCGUCGUGUGGGCGGCCGGAGACGCGCCCGUUUGAGUUCUGGCGGUGCUCCACGUGCUGGCGCGUGCGCUACUGCAGCCGGUCGUGCCAGGUGCACCACUGGCGGGAGACACACGCACGCACAUGCACGGCCUCUGCUGCGCAUGGUGAUGACGCUGCUCAUGCUGCUCAUGCUCCUGGGCAGGCACAUGGCCCUGCUCGUGGCGGGGAUACGUCUGCUCGUGCUGCCGUUGCCUCAGCCCACAGGUCCUUGCAUGGCAUGGGUGUGCUGUGAUGCCCCUCACUCCUGCCAAGUGCUGGGGAGGGAAGGAAUGUGGCAGCAGUUUCUCACGCCUUGUGUCUCAGAUGAGUUGGACCUCAUGUGUAUUGGCAGCAGGACCUGUGUGUUACCUGCUGCUGCCUUGCCUGUCUAAACUGGGCCUCUUGUGAAGUGCUUGCUUGGUUGCACCUUGCACCUUGCAUGCCUGCCUGCUGCUGCUGAGUGCUUGUUGUGAACCAUAUUCGGGAGAAGGUAGUAGAGGCUGAAUUAAUAUUCCAGAUGACUUGAGGAUCAAUUGAAUUGUGUUCAUUCGUUUUUGAACUGAAUCUCUAUAGGAAGAUAUGUAAUGUAUAUAUUGAUGACUGUUGGU